GCCGGACACCGAAAAAGAAGCGGGGGCUUUCUCGUCGGACCGAUGGAAAACUCAAAAUCCCACGAUACCCCGGAGGCUGAAGAAAGGAGACCGAUAAGAAGAGAUGAAAGUGUGGAGAAAUGAAAAACCACGCGAGAUACGGUCUCCUAUGAUAAUCAUUAUUUAAUCUGCAGACUAAAAGGGUUUCUCUUACCCCGACAUCCACUAUUCUCAUCUGGUUCACCCUGUCACCCCAAUCACUCCAACUUCAUCAUCCCAUCUUCUCCUUAUCCCCCGGCAAUGGUCCGGGGCAAAGGCAUCGUUCGUCGGUCGCAAGACCGCUCCAACGGGCGAUCUCCAGUCGCAUGCAACCGAUGUCGCUCCCGAAAGACCCGCUGUGCCGGAAACCCACCGCAUCCCUGUGCAGCUUGUGUCGACGUGGGGGAGACGUGUGUAUAUUCCGAGGCCGAAAAGCGCGUCUCGAUUACGGAGAGAGAAUAUCGCCAAUUGAAAUCACAGUCUCGCACACACUCGGUGCACUCGUAUGCGCAAUCACAAUCGCAGUCACCAUUCCGAGCGGGACGAGGCUCAUCGGUUGCAGAAAGCGAUUGGCAUAGCUCUCCGAGUGGGCCAUCGAGUGUGCCCUCUACAGCGGCCCGUUACUCGGAAAGCGAGGUCCCCCUCGACCGGGAUGACUGGUGGUACAAGGGAGUCGAUAAUCUGUUACUGAACCUAUCAGGAGAGCAUCACUUCGUGGGUCCAUCCUCUGCCACCAAUUUGGCCAAGCGCCUAAAUCCCGGCUCGACCAAUCUGGCCUGGAAUGUCCGCCCUCUCUAUGAUGAUCCUACGGCUCUCCGGCGACCAAUCGCCCGUUCCUUGCCUCAAUUACCAACCUUUGAAUUUGCGAAACGGCUCUUCUGGGUUCAAUACGCCUACAUUGGUACGAUCUUCUCUCUCAUCCAUCCCCGGCAAUUCGAAGAGCGGCUGGAGAUGGUCUAUCUUCAGUCCCCAGACUUUUCCGAUCGUGAGAGUUGUCUCACCUACUGCCAAGUGCUCCUAGUCAUGGCCUUUGGGCUCUUGUAUUCAGUCAACCAGUGGUCGGGAGAUGAGGGACCACCGGGUUUCAAAUAUUUCAAGUAUGCGCUACGAUUCUUGCCAGAUAUCCACGAAGAAGGCUCGAUCUUCUUUGUCGAAGUACUGUGCUACGUGGCAUACUACAUGCAGAACCUUAAUAGACGGGAUGCUGCCUUUAUCUAUAUUGGCCUCGCUUUACGAAUGGCCAUUUCUCUGGGACUUCAUCAAGAGGUUUCGGAUCCAGGGAUUAGCGAGACAGAUCGGAACCGCCGCCGCAGGGCUUGGUGGUCCGUAUAUAGUCUCGACCGGGUUCUAUCAGUCAAAUCUGGUAAUCCAAUUACGAUUCAGGAUGAAGAUAUUGGUAUCACCUGGCCGGCUGCACUUGAUGGGUCAACGUCAGACCCAUGGCCGUCAAUUGUCUUGACUUAUUACACACAGCUCUCUCGUAUCUUGGGAAGAAUUGGCGAGGAGAUUUAUCGAAAAAAGCCCCGCACAGGUUCUAACCUGAUCCUGUCCGUACAGAGUAUCACCAAUAAUCUUGCGAGCUGGCUCCGCUCAAUUCCCGACGGUCUUCGCAUUGAUUUUACCACACUAGACACACACGUCAACCGUGAGACUGUCUCGAUCAACUUGCACUUUUACUCGUGUGUGAACAUGACCGCACGUCCCCUUGUAUUCUACAUCGUUCAGAGACGUCUUGACGCAGUUGCAUUGGGAACUUCUGCUGGAGACUGGAAAGAAGGACUGGCUCCUAAUACCGUUGCGGUUAUUGACAGCUGUAUCACUGCUGCCCGAGCCACGACGAUGAUUAUGGACGCCGCCGCCAAACACAAUCUCAUAGCUACAUACGGCUAUCUUGACGGCGACUACAUCUUCUCCGCAGCCCUUCUGCUUGUCAUGGUCAACGCGGCAUUUCCACACAACGAAGCCAAUAUGCGGUCGAUGGAGACAGCCCUCAGUCUUCUUCGUAGCAUGGCCGAUAGAGGUAAUACCUAUUUAGCUUCUGGACAUACCCUACUUCUGGAGCUACGCGCAGCCAUCGAUCCGAAGCCUGCCCCCGCCGACGUUGAGCAGCCGAGCCCGUGCCCAAAUGUCCCGGAUACACCCACGGGUGACCGUCCGACAAGUCCUGGAAUCGAAGCACCCCUGCCCAAUCCCCCAACAUUGCUUGUUGAUGACUGGUUGCACCCUCCUGCUUUUCCCUCGCUAGAAGAUAUUUCCUUCCAGAUUGAUAUUGAUGAUGACCCAGCAUUGUGGGAGGGUGCAUUGAACCAGAUUGAUAUUGACAUGGAUACGGACUGGAUCGAGAAUACACUGAGACGAUAGCGCA
Penicillium brasilianum is the source of this 2383-nucleotide messenger RNA. Lineage: Eukaryota; Fungi; Ascomycota; Eurotiomycetes; Eurotiales; Aspergillaceae. The record is from the annotation of a GenBank genome assembly.